Messenger RNA from Salvelinus sp. IW2-2015, 1597 nucleotides. RefSeq names its product guanosine monophosphate reductase 2 (gene gmpr2). The record is from RefSeq and is a predicted model, not a curated record. Gene Ontology annotation, biological process: nucleotide metabolic process. Gene Ontology annotation, cellular component: GMP reductase complex. NCBI's taxonomy places the organism in Eukaryota, Metazoa, Chordata, Actinopteri, Salmoniformes, Salmonidae. Gene Ontology annotation, molecular function: GMP reductase activity.
AAUAAUGGCUUUACAGUAAAGACCCGUCCUCUUAAACAUUCAUGCCUCGCAUUUGUAGCGGAAACAGUGCUGGUGAAAUGAGAUAUCUUUCUCAUACAUUUCAUAACGACAGAGCAGACAAAGAUACAACGUGUCCAUACUACAGAUAACCAGCAGUAGAAAUGCCUCGCAUUGAGAAUGACAUCAAGUUGGACUUCAAGGACGUACUUCUCCGUCCGAAACGAAGCACACUCAAGUCCCGUAGUGAGGUGGACCUGAUGAGAAGUUACACCUUCAGGAACUCCAAGGGAAGCUACAGAGGAAURCCCAUCGUUGCAGCCAACAUGGACACUGUCGGCACCUUCGAGAUGGCUCUGGCUUUGUCCAAGUUCACACUCUUCACUGCCAUUCACAAGCACUAUUCAGUAGAUGACUGGAAGGAGUUUGCAACAAAGAAUCCAGAAUGUGUACCGAGUAUGGCAGUCAGCACAGGGACAGGUGAAGGGGACUUUGACAGGCUGGGUGAGAUCACAGCCGCUGUGCCUCAGCUCCAGUACAUCUGUGUGGAUGUGGCCAAUGGCUACUCUGAGCACUUUGUCCACUUUGUUAAAGAUGUGCGUCAGAAGUACCCGACACACACCAUCAUGGCAGGGAAUGUGGUUACCGGGGAGAUGGUGGAGGAGCUGAUCCUCGCUGGCGCUGACAUCAUCAAAGUGGGCAUCGGACCAGGCUCUGUGUGCACCACCCGUAAGAAAACAGGGGUGGGUUAUCCCCAGCUGAGCGCUGUGAUAGAGUGUGCCGAUGCUGCUCACGGCCUGGGCGGACACAUCAUCUCUGAUGGUGGAUGCACUUGCCCUGGUGACGUUUCCAAYGCUUUUGGUGCCGGGGCGGACUUUGUGAUGCUGGGCGGGAUGCUGGCCGGCCACUCAGAGAGCGGGGGCGAGGUCAUCGAGAAGAACGGGAAGAAGUACAAGCUGUUCUACGGCAUGAGCUCCGACACGGCCAUGAAGAGACACGCCGGGGGUGUGGCCGAGUACAGGGCAUCUGAAGGGAAGACGGUAGAGGUAGUCUACAAGGGUCCCGUGGACGAGACCAUACGGGAUGUCCUGGGCGGGGUACGCUCCACCUGCACCUACGUGGGCGCAGGGAAGCUCAAGGAGCUCAGCCGCAGGACCACCUUCAUCAGGGUCACCCAGCAGCUCAACACCGUCUUUGGGAACGAUAACUAGGCGAGGUCCAGGCUGGUUCACACACACACAUACACCAUACCGUUGAUAGUAAGAAUCAGUCAUUUGAGAAACUUAAACCUAGGAUAAAUGUUUGGUUGCCAAAACCUUUUUAGAUAAUACUAUCAAACAAUCCCUUAUCUAAGAGUCAUAUUUAAGCAAAAGGCAUUMGGGGGUGUGGUAUAUGGCCAAUAUACCAUGACCAAGGGCUGUUCUUAWGCACGACGCAACGUGGAGUGCCUGUAUACAGCCCUUAGCCGUGGUAUAUUGGCAAUAUACCAUAAACAUUUUGUCAUACCAAUCAGCAUUCAGGGCUCGAAUCCACCCAGUUCAUAAUUCAACUUUAAACAUAUUUGACUUAUUCUAAACUGCCAUAAAUGUACAUUUCUUGG